AGUAAUGUCUCAAGCGUACACGGGACGUUUUCUAAGCACGAAGACAUGAGUCUUCAGCUAGAUAAACUGUUGCUUGGAUACGAUAAACGCCUUCGACCUGGAUAUGGAGAAAAACCUUUGGUUGUCCAGACUGACAUAUUGGUUCGUUCAAUGGGACCUGUAAGCGAGAAAAACAUGGAUUACUCCAUGGACUGUUACUUCCGUCAACUGUGGGUCGACAAGCGUCUGGCACUCAACGUUUCAAUGGCAAACAUAUCGCUGAAUAUCAAGAUGCUAGAGCGUCUCUGGUACCCAGACACGGUUUUCCUGAACGGCGGGAAAUCGUACGUGCACAUGGUACCAAUGCCCAACAAGUUCUUCCGGAUCCACAAAGACGGAACUGUUCUGUAUUCGCAACGCUUGACAAUUCGAGCCUCUUGCAUAAUGCGUCUCGAGAAAUAUCCCUUGGAUUCGCAGACGUGUCACCUCUACGUUGCGAGUUUUGCUUACUCGGUGGAAGAUGUUAUCUAUGAAUGGAGGUUUGGGCGCAAGAACUCUGUCGAGAUAGCAGCCGACAUGACUUUGUCCCAAUUUGAUAUACUACAGACGCCAUGUUUCAACACGACGAUGCCGUUGCGGGGAGCUUCCCACUCCGUUUUGACGGUCCAAUUCUACCUGCGCCGGCACAUGGGCUUCUUCCUCAUCAACGUGUAUGUUCCUUGCUGCCUCCUCGUGGUACUCUCCUGGGUCUCCUUCUGGAUAAACAGGGAGGCCACCUCGGAUAGGAUAGCGCUUGGAACCAUGGUGGUGUUGACAAUGACGUUCAUCGGCCUUGAUAACCGAAAUGACUUGCCGCGCGUGUCUUAUUCGACGGCGCUAGACGUUUACGUCGCUUUCUGUUUCUUUUUCGUAUUAGCCACCAUCAUUCAGUUCGCCUCCGUCCACUAUUACACAAAGUUCGGCUGCGGGGAGGGACCGCAGCUAGUCAUGUGUAUCUCAAAGCAGGUCGAACUUGAACAAAUAAAGGAGGACCAGGAAGAUGCAAAGUCCACAGACACCGUGGGAGAAAACAGCCUAAAUCGAACAAAAGUUGUUGUUCCAAACAUACAGAGAGAAUCUAUGCUAUUCAAGUGCUGGAAUUGCUUUUUCGGAACUCGAAAUGUGCGACACAAUAGGAUGUUUACAAACGUUUUGGGACUCAAUAGCGUCAGCAAAAUUGAUAAAUUAUCGCGCAUAAUCUUUCCAAUUGUGUUCCUUCUCUUUAACAUUCUCUAUUGGUGCACGUACCUUACGGACUGAACGGCAGACGACUUUUUUUCACAACGUAAUGAUUUGUAUA
Molecule: messenger RNA, 1318 nt
Organism: Dreissena polymorpha
Lineage: Eukaryota; Metazoa; Mollusca; Bivalvia; Myida; Dreissenidae
Product: gamma-aminobutyric acid receptor alpha-like
Exons: 8
Coding region: 46-1278 (410 amino acids)
Biological process (GO): monoatomic ion transmembrane transport; regulation of membrane potential; nervous system process
Cellular component (GO): neuron projection; synapse; membrane
Molecular function (GO): extracellular ligand-gated monoatomic ion channel activity; neurotransmitter receptor activity; GABA-A receptor activity
Source: RefSeq, a predicted model, not a curated record